This is a messenger RNA of Nymphaea colorata (pocket water lily), 1824 nucleotides long. RefSeq names its product pentatricopeptide repeat-containing protein At1g08070, chloroplastic-like. The transcript has a single exon. Lineage: Eukaryota; Viridiplantae; Streptophyta; Magnoliopsida; Nymphaeales; Nymphaeaceae. The record is from RefSeq and is a predicted model, not a curated record. Gene Ontology annotation, biological process: RNA modification. Gene Ontology annotation, molecular function: RNA binding; zinc ion binding; protein binding. Bases 197 to 1789 code for a protein of 530 amino acids.
UCCGUUGGAUCUAGAAGUAAUGUGGAUUUCUGAGAACCAAUCAGAGCAGACUGAUGCAGCCAGCAGCAAAAAUAGCUUUUGAGAAAAAGAAGUAACAGCCAGCCAUUUAGACUAUGGAGUUCCUUCCUGUGGGAACUAUGAGCUAUGGGGCGACCACAUAGUUGUCAGUCUCUCUCUCUCUCGCUUUCUUCUCUGCAUGAAAAUUCUGAACAGAAUCCACGCCCAAUUGAUCGUUUCAGGCGUCUUCAAUGCAGCCAACACCUUCAGCUUCAACAACUUGAUUGCCUCCUACUCUCGCUCUGGUGCUCCGCGUCAUGUCUUUUCUCUUUACGUUCUCAUGCUUAAGUGCCGUUGCACACCCAACAACCACACGUACCCUUCUCUGCUCAGGGCCUCUUCCUCCCUCUCUCCAUUUCACGCAUUCCUACUCCAUGCCCACAUCGUCAAAUUCGUCGGACUUCGGCCCGACGCCUUCGUUCUUGCGGCCCUCAUCGAUGCGUACGCGAGGAUGCUCCAGUUACCCGCCGCCCGCCAAGUGUUUGAUGAUAUGCCUAUGAGAGAUGUGGUCGUCUGGAACUCCAUGAUUGCUGGGUAUUCACGCUGUGGUAUGUCUCUCGAGGCUUUUCUGCUCUUUAGGGAGAUGCAAGCUUGUGGAGUGACGCCAAAUGAGAUUACCAUGGUAGCUGUGCUGGAUGGUUGUGCUCAUUUAGGUGCGCUUUGUUAUGGUAGAUGGGUCCAUGCUUACCUGAAGAAGAAGGGCAUCAGAUUCAAUUGCUAUGUGCAUACUGCGCUGAUUGACAUGUAUGCGAAAUGUGGCAACCUGUACAAUGCUUGUGAAGUUUUCAACGAAAUGACUGUGAGGGACACUCUUGCUUUCAAUUCGAUGAUUGGGGGGUUUGCAAUGCAUGGGUAUGGGAGGCGAGCUUUGGAGAUGUUUGAGAGAAUGAAACAUGAUGGUGUUAAGCCUGACGAUGUUACUUUCAUUGCUUUGCUUUCUGCCUGCGCCCAUGCCGGGUUGGUUGAUGAGGGACGCGUGCACUUCAGGUUGUUGAGGGAGACAUAUAGAAUUGAACCAAAACUUGAGCACUAUGGCUGCAUGGUUGAUCUUCUUGGCCGAGCUGGGUUUCUGAAAGAAGCACAUCAACUCAUUGAGCGCAUGCCCAUGAAGCCAAGUGCAAUCUUAUGGAGGUCGUUAUUGUCUUCAUGUAGGACCCAUAGCAACAUUGAACUGGGGCAGGUUUCAAUCGGGCAUCUGAUGGAAUUGGACCCUCAGGAGAGUGGGAAUUAUGUCCUCCUUUCUAACAUCUAUGCAGCGUAUAAUAGAUGGGAUGAUGUCCGAAGAGUAAGGAAAGUUAUGAAGGAUAGAGAGAUAAACAAGUUGCCUGGAUGUAGCAUUCUUGAAUUGGAUGGUGUCUUGCAUGAAUUUAUGAUGGCUGAUCGUACACACCCUCGAGCAGAAGAGAUAUACUCAAUGCUCGAGGAAAUUGAUAGACAACUUCAUUUAGUAGGGUACAAGCCUGCCACGAAGGAUGUAUUAUUUGAUAUUUCUGAAGAAGACAAAGAAGAUGCUCUGUCAUAUCACAGUGAAAGACUGGCAAUUGCUUUUGCUCUCAUUGCAUCUGAUGCAGAAACAUCAAUUCGAAUUGUAAAAACACUUCGAGUUUGCGUUGAUUGUCAUAUUGCUACAAAGUUCAUAUCUUCUAUUUACAAGCGAGAAAUCAUUGUUAGGGACCGCAGUCGGUUCCAUCAUAUCAAAAGAGGGGUUUGUUCUUGUAAUGAUUAUUGGUAGCAGCUUCUCAUUGAGCAAUCACUUUCUACUACUAA